AGUAAAACGUCAUAACGUCAUACAAAAAUAGCAUCAAAGAUGAAAGUUAUUUUUAAUAUUACUUUAAAAAUUAUAUUUGAAACAGUAUUCCACAUUUUAGGAUGAAUCAUAAAAUUACAAAUGAAGAACGUAACAUUGGGAAGUGAAUUAUAACGCGUGAGCAUAGUGUCGUAGCGUAGAAGGAUAACUUUACAUAAAUUAUGAUUCUACUAAAGCAAACAUUACAAUUUUCUCGAAUAGGAAGCAAGGUACUACACAGGAGUUCAAAAGUGCUAGCCAGUGACAUCAAGGAUGGUGCACCUCGAAAUGACAGGUGUUCAACAUUGUACCAAUGCAUUAACCAUAAAUGACCUGCCAAAUGAGCUACUUAUUUACAUAUUUUCGAUGAUAGAUUUUGAGUCACUGUUAGCGGUGGCUAAAGUGUGCAUGAGGUGGCAACAACUGUGCUUGACUCCAUGUGUUUGGGACAACACACGGCUCAUAGUAUGCAUGAAAAACUAUGUGAGGAUCAGCGAAAGUAUUGUGCCAUUUGUGGCAAAAUACUUAAAAAAUGUUAAGUUACAGUAUUUCAAGUUGUAUUCUCAAGUGAGGGCUUCCUUGAUAAGUUAUUGUCCCAACUUGACUCACUUAGAAAUAAGCAUAUCUCAAGUUGAUAGUUGUAUAUUUGAUGAUCUUGGUCACUGGCCCAAUUUGAAAUUUCUGAGCUUUCGCAACUCUCUUAUAGUACAAAAUACUGAAAAUGCAAAUGGUAAUUUUGUUUAUCACCUGCCAUUUGACAAACUGAAGUAUCUGGAGACCCUGAUUCUUUCUAACUUUGCUUUGACUCACAACAGUUUAUACAGUAUGUUGCAGUGCACCAAUUUAGUCAGUAUUAGUAUGGAGAAAAUGAAGAAUAUUCCUGCAGAAUUUCUAGAAUCUCUUUUGAGAACAAAACAAUCCACACUGAGAGCUUUACACAUCUAUGGGGAUACAUUAAAUGAUGACAUAAUGUGGCACAUAUCUAACUGCAAGGCACUGCAAGUUCUUCACAUAAUGACAUGUAAAACAUUGUUUGACUCUAGUUUGCUACAUCUGUACAGGCUAAAGAAUUUGCAGUCUCUUAAAUUACGUCACGGUUAUUUCUCUAGGACAGCUUUGCUUUCAUAUUUUACCAACAAUUCAUUUCAACAUCUCACAUACUUAAGCUUGUCACGAUGUCUCCAUGUCACUAUGCAAGUAGCAAAGGCUAUCAAAACAAGUGCGCCUAAUCUCAAGGAAUUAUCAUUUUAUCUGUGCCCUUUUAUUAUUGCACCAGAUUUUAAUAGAUCAGAAUUAGAGAAAAUGUUUAAAAUACAAUUAUUAUUAGAUUAAUAAAAAAACGAAUAACUGCUGGCUGCUUCAAAUCCGUCCACAUUAACAGGUUGUAGUUGAAAGAUCAAAUGCAUGUGAUAGGUGAAACUAUGCAACUUCUCUACUAAAAUAAAUUCAAUGCUAUAUACAAAUCUGAAUUUUUGAAAGUUAACUAUAAAUUAUUAUACUCGGCAAAAAAGCUGAACCAUUAAAUUGAUGAAUUUAUAUGUUUACUGUGUAUUGUCAACUUGAUUGUUAUAGGGAUUACAGUAAAUACACGGUAAGUUUAGUUAAAUUUUACUAAGAUUUGACCCAAUUAAUUUAUGUAUUUGUAAUCAUUUAAAUUUUUAUAAACAAAGCAAUUCUAAUAUUGCAGUAAAUGCAAUUAAUUAUUGUAUGACAAAAUUUUUAAUGAUUAAACAUUUUUGAAGUAUAGCUAAACGAAAUUUGUAUUUAUUCCAAAUUGGUUUUAGGAUGUAAGCUGUGUUGUGGUUAAUGUGUUAAUUUACUGAGUUAGAAACUAUAAUACUUCAGUAUUUAAAAAUAAGUAUUAGAUGUUAAACACUGCACCUACAUAGUGGAAUGCAGUUGUUUGUCUAUCACAUAAUAUGUCACUAUUCAUUUCCGCCUCACGUUUUGGGAAUACUGUCAAUUAGCGAGUGCCUUAAUAAAAUUUUGGUACAUAGGAAAGAAAGUCAGUGUUAUAGAAUAAGCUAUGUGAUGCUGCAUUAUAUUAAUACAUAAUAAACAAAUUGUUGCUCUAUCUACUAAAAAACGUUUUUUCUAAUAACUGCCGACAUGUUGCGUCAAAUCCAUACUUCGAUAUUUGUAUUAUAAAUACAAACUCUCUGUCUAUUACGUUUUUGCGACUGUAACACAGCCGAUUUCACGAAAAGUAUGGAGAUAGUUUGACAUUUUAUUGAGAGAGAAUAUAUAGAGGACAUCACCUGGAUUUAUUUUUACAUGGGUGAAACCGCGAUUAAAUGGUAGUAUAUUCAGAAAUCUAUUUCUAGAGAUAAUUAACAAAUCCAUGAAUCUUAUCUGUCUAUUUGACUUCCUACAUUUUUGUUGAUUAAUCUAUUUGUUUGAUUAAUGCAGCUCAUAUACAAAUGAUAAAUAAUUGUGUUUUGAAUCUAUGAUUAAAAACUGUAUUAUUUAUUUAUAUAGUGCAGCAUUACAGACAUCUCACUUUGUUAAAAUAAAAUAUUUAUUUGUUAACUGAUUUAACAAUGUGUAACAUGACAAAAUCUAUGUAAAAAAUCUUAAGUGGUAAGGCGAAUUUGCCUAUAGGAUUUACAUUAGAACUAUAUUAUGUUAAAACAAAAAUUGUAUGUAAUAAAUAUUUAUAAACACGUUUUUAAACUGUGGAUUAAUUGUUUGUGCUAUUAUUGUACAUAAAAUAAAAUAUUUUGAACAGG
Messenger RNA from Manduca sexta (tobacco hornworm), 2747 nucleotides. Its product is annotated as F-box/LRR-repeat protein fbxl-1-like. Gene Ontology annotation, biological process: SCF-dependent proteasomal ubiquitin-dependent protein catabolic process. NCBI's taxonomy places the organism in Eukaryota, Metazoa, Arthropoda, Insecta, Lepidoptera, Sphingidae. Gene Ontology annotation, molecular function: protein binding. Gene Ontology annotation, cellular component: SCF ubiquitin ligase complex. The record is from RefSeq and is a predicted model, not a curated record.